Molecule: messenger RNA, 843 nt
Organism: Nakaseomyces glabratus
Lineage: Eukaryota; Fungi; Ascomycota; Saccharomycetes; Saccharomycetales; Saccharomycetaceae
Gene: GET2
Product: GET complex subunit GET2
Biological process (GO): protein insertion into ER membrane; retrograde vesicle-mediated transport, Golgi to endoplasmic reticulum
Cellular component (GO): GET complex
Source: RefSeq, a predicted model, not a curated record
AUGUCGUUAAGUGAAGCUGAGAAGCGUAAGAUACUGCGGGAGAGAAGGCAGCAGAAGUUUAGCCGUGGGGGUGCUAGUGAGAGGUUGAACAAGAUAGUUGGUGGUCAAGGCAGCCAGCUGGAUACCAAAUCUGCUUUGGAUGAGAAGCCUGAAGUGGUUGAGGAGAUCCCUCGUGAGGCUGUGAAGCCUGAGAUGAAUUCCAGUGUACAGGCCAAGAAGGAGAGUACGGCUCAGGCAAAGGCGGAAGAUCCGCAGGUCGAAUUGUUCAGGCAAUUGGCGGAGAUGCAAGGCCAAGGUGCCACUGAAUCUACUCCAGAUCUCUUUUCAAUGAUGAAGAACUUGGGUGCUACAGGUGACUCUCCAUUCCCCAUGGCAGAGCAACAGGUAGAGGCCAUUGACCCCGAACUUGUUGAGUACCACAAAUACAGGGUCAAUACGUUGACCGCGAAGACAACGCUCGUGAAGUGGAUAGUUCUACUUGCUUACAUUUUUUUGUUAACAAGAACAGAUGAUACAUACUUUCCUUUUGUUGUCAGGUCGUACUUGCCAGAAGUGUUCACUUCUCAAUCGAGCUUCUUUUCAAUCUUCUUGACAUUCGAGAUUCUCGCAACCUCAAUCUACUACCAGUUGAGCGUCGGUGUGGAGAGAGAGACGGGUGUGAAGACUUUGCAGGACACUAGUAAGAUAGUCAGCCUGGUAUCCAUGGUUCCAGAAGGUAUUUUACCCAUCGCUGACUUACGCGGGAAAGUGAUACUCGCCAUGAAGUACUGGAACAUCAUAGCCAUGAUGAUAGGGGACGUCUGCUUCGUUCUGGUGGCCAUCGGACUAGUGUCACAGAUAUAA